Lethenteron reissneri (Far Eastern brook lamprey) is the source of this 2183-nucleotide messenger RNA. RefSeq names its product NADH dehydrogenase [ubiquinone] 1 alpha subcomplex subunit 10, mitochondrial-like. The record is from RefSeq and is a predicted model, not a curated record. Gene Ontology annotation, cellular component: respiratory chain complex I; cytoplasm. NCBI's taxonomy places the organism in Eukaryota, Metazoa, Chordata, Hyperoartia, Petromyzontiformes, Petromyzontidae. Gene Ontology annotation, biological process: mitochondrial electron transport, NADH to ubiquinone.
GUGACAUCAUUUAUGGACCGCCCUUUAACCCACUUCGUAGGCGGGGUCAUCCUAUGCGAAAUUGUGGAAUUUCCACCACGAGCUGAGAUCUGCCGAGAGACUAGGGAGAUGAUGUAUUAUCCACCCUUUAAAUCCCAACAUCAUUAUCCACCCUUUAAAUCCCAACAUCGUACCUGCCAACCCAUACGGUUUACCCGUGUUCUUGUAACUCAGGGGAAUUGAGUUUUCAGGUCCAUACGGCAUACAGCCGUUUCAAUACAGGCAUUUUAAAACAUUUGUUUGUGUUUCUCCCUUGUGAUGGGACUUUGUAGGAUGAACGUUGAGAGUUAUAAGGGCAUGGGGUGACCAAUAAGGGCUGAAUUGGUCUGUAAUAUGGUAGGCGCUGAUAAGUGGUUGACAGUUAUGCAACAUUAGCCUUAACAUCAAAAACCUCAAUCUAACAUGAUCUAUUACCGAAUCUAACACUGGCAUGAAUAAAUCCUUCACCCUAACCCUACUCAUGCUUAACCCUAGAACUACUCUUAGACUAAAUACCAGGCUGAUGUUUGAUUGCAAGUUUUCAUAAUUUAAACAGUUGUUGCAGUGCCCUCUUGUGGCCAAAUCACGGUGUGUAUGAACUCAAUAUGUCACCACCAAUCAUAGCAUAUGAGUUGGUGAUAGAAGAGAUGAGAUCAAUGAGAAGGUGAGGACAGGAAGAGUCGUGCACAUCCACAGAUAAGUCACACUGACGCCCUCUGGCAAACAUAAGAACAUUACCAGCUUUACAGAUACAUUCUCUUAAUUGCUGCAUGAUGCACACGGAAAGGCUUGAUGGUAUCACAAAGAAGUUAUCUGUAUCAAGUAAAAUUAUCGUCUUAGAUGGAAAUCUAGCAGCAGGCAAAACAACACUUGGCAGAAAGUUAGCAGAGAAAAUGGGCCUGCUCUACUUUGAGGAAGCAAGUGUGCCAUACUGGGAGAAGAAGAGCAAAGAAAGGGCCCUUCCCCCACCGCCUUUCAAAGGCAGCUGCAGCUUGGAAAAGUUUUAUGCAGACCCAAAGAGUCCCGAUGGCAACUCUGUCCGGCUUCAGCUGCUGAUGUACCACACACGCCUCCUGCAGUACUCGGAUGCUCUAGAGCACCUGCUAAAUACAGGGCAAGGUGUCAUCCUGGACCGGUCUCUUUACAGUGAUUUUGUGUUCGUGGACACCAUGCACAAGAGCGGUUUCUUGGAAAAACAUGCUGUGGAUUACUACUACGAGGCAAGGGCCAACAGCACAUUGGCCAUCCUCCCUCCUCACAUCGUCCUGUAUCUGGAUGUUCCUGUGCCUGAGAUUCAGCACCGGCUUAUUCAGCGUGGCCGUCCUUUUGAACAAAACAUUUCUGACAGUUACUUGCAGGACAUUGAAGAUGUUUACAAAUCAAAGUUUUUGCCAGAAAUGAGCCUGACAAGUGAAGUUUUACAAUAUGACUGGUCUACAUUUGGGGACGUUGAUAAAGUUGCGGAUUAUGUCAAGAGUGUGCAUUUGACAAAAGGCCCAUGGCUUCUGCAGACAGACUCUUCUCUCCACCAAUUAAAGAUGCUUGUGGAAAACAAGCACAGAGUGGCAAACCUGAUGAAAAUUUCCAGAGUCAUCCCUGAGGUUACAGCGGGUGUUUGCUGAAGUGUCUAGGCUCGCCACAAUAACAAUUUCAAGACACCAGCAGCCACGUGAUGCAGUAAAGUGAUGUUCAUUACACGAUGGAUGAAUUGCAUGCAGUUGAUGUUGAAGCCUCCCUGUGGUCACUGAGCUUAAUUGCCUAGAAAUUGGACUCUUACAGAUAUAAAGUGAAUAGUCAUUGCACUAAGUUGAUGACCAUGACCACUCGCUGUCCAUGAAUAAUAUAAUUCCUGAUCAUAUGUUUUGUCUUUUACAUCGCAAGGGUUAUUUCAGAACGAAGCAUCUCCUUGCAAUCAUUCACUUGUGCGAACUUCAUUGGCAAAUUCUUAUUAUACUUAAUUCCAGGCUGCAAGUAGUAUGUGUUGUGGCAACAUGUAUGGCGUUCAAGUAAAUCAUUUCCUGCACCAUUACAAAAGAUUCACUGGAGAGUAUAUAUAGUUAUUAAACAAUAUUCAUUACAUUAUUCCAAACAUAACUUGUAUAUACAUUUGCACACGUACAUUUAUGUAAUCUUUGUUCAGUAUUAGUAAAGUUUAUUGUAUUUCU